UGCGCUGCUGGCACCGCCUGGGGGCGAGCAACCUAGAGCCGCCGUCGCCGCCGUUGCGACCGCCGCAGCGGAGUUCAGAGGGCCCGGAGGUGGGAGACUUCCCGCACGGUGGCGGAGAUGUCGUCCACCGCGGUCUUCUACCUUCUCUCCACCCUGGGAGGGUACUUGGUAACCUCGCUUUUGUUGCUCAAAUACCCGACCUUGCUGCACCCGAGAAAGAAGCAGCGAUUCCUCAGUAAACACAUCUCUCACCGCGGAGGUGCUGGCGAAAAUUUGGAGAACACAAUGGCAGCUUUUCAGCAUGCAGUUACAAUUGGAACUGAUAUGCUGGAAUUGGACUGCCAUAUCACAAAAGAUGAACAAGUUGUAGUGUCUCAUGAUGAAAAUCUAAAGAGAUCAACUGGGGUCAAUGUAAACAUCUCUGAUCUCAAAUACUGUGAACUCCCACCUUACCUUGGCAAAUUGGACGUCACAUUUCAAAGAGCAUGCCAAUGUGAAGGAAAAGAUAACCGAAUCCCAUUACUGAAGGAAGUUUUUGAGGCCUUUCCUAACACUCCCAUUAACAUCGAUAUCAAAGUCAACAACAAUGUGCUGAUUAAGAAGGUUUCAGAGUUGGUGAAGCAGUACAGACGAGAACACAUAACGGUGUGGGGUAAUGCCAGUUAUGAAAUUGUAGAAAAGUGCUACAAAGAGAACUCAGAUAUUCCUAUACUCUUCAGUGUGCAACGUGUUUUGCUUGUUCUUGGCCUGUUCUUCACUGGUCUCUUGCCAUUUGUGCCCAUUCGAGAACAGUUUUUUGAAAUCCCAAUGCCUUCUAUCAUAUUGAAGCUGAAAGAACCACACACCAUGUCCAGAAGUCAGAAAUUUCUCAUCUGGCUUUCUGAUACUUUACUAAUGAGAAAAGCUUUGUUUGACCACCUGACUGCCCGAGGCAUUCAGGUGUAUAUUUGGGUGUUAAAUGAAGAACAAGAAUAUCAAAGAGCUUUUGAUUUGGGAGCAACUGGGGUGAUGACAGACUAUCCAACAAAGCUUAAGGAUUUUUUACAUAAUUUGUCGACAUAAAAAAGGAGAUACUCAAAAACAGUCAAAGAAAACAUGAAAAGACCUAAGGAAAAAAAUUUGCCAUCAUUCCCCUAAGCCAUUUCCAGAAUGGUAAAGGUUUAAUCAGUUAAGUUUUUAUUACCUCAUUUUUAAGCCUGUCUGAGAAUGUAGAAAAUAUAUAUUGUAUAUUUAUUUUAAACAAUAUUGCAUAUUUUACAUUUGUAUAUUGGUUAGAAAGAUAACUGGUUAUGAGAUGUAAGUGGACUAUUGAUCAAGAUGUCUGUAUAUGAUGCAGUAUUCUGUUAUGAGUAAUUCUAAAAUCAAAGACUACUGGAUAGAUUUGACAUUAGCCUUCACUGGAAUAAGAUAACUAAUUAGUAAAAGAAAAUUAUUGAAGUCCAUUACAGCUAUUCUGAGUUGUCUUGUUGUUUCUGGGCACAUCUUAGUUAAAGGGAAAAAGUACAGUGGAAGGAGAGCUUGGAAAUCAGGGCUGUAGUUAUCUGACAAGUUGUGCAUUAUUAACAGAAGGCAGACUCAAAGAUUUAACUGAAGAUUUCUUGAUCAGAAAUAAAAUCUGUACCCUGAAAUAGAUUACUUGGUUGCUUGUUAAUGGGGACAUUUUAUUUGGAAUCUUUUUCAGGUGUGUAACUAUGCUACCAUGUAUUUUUGUUUUUUGUAAACAUUAAAAUUGGAUUUAUUAAUUAUAAAUUAAGACAAGAGCCAAACAGUCAUAUUUUUAUGUUUCCUCUAAAGAAAUGUAAAUUUUCCAUUUUUGGCAAUGACUAACAGUUUGGGCAUACAUCUAGAUUUUAAAUAAGAUCCUGAAUACUCCUGAUCACAUGAAACUGAUGAAAAUGCAUAUCAUUGUUUCUAAUACUUAGAGUAUGAACCAUCUGUUCCUGAUCUUCAAGAAUUUAUUCUUUGAGUAUUAAGUGGAAACAGAAUUUCCUAAAGCUUUAGACAUCACUUUCUCAGCUUUCCUGGUGAUUUCAUGCAAAUCUGUUUUUAAUCAUUUUGACUAAUUUUCAUUAUCUCUUUGGGAGGUAAAUAAAAUCUGGAAUAAUAAGUGUCUUUUACCUAGAAGACAUCUGUCAUUUGGAGUUUGCUAGCUAACAGCGAUGAAGGGUGAUCAUACUCUCCCACCUGUCCCUGAAUGACAUAAAUAACAUUUGGUUUUUUUGUUCUUUAAAUGGAAAUAAAGUUUUACAAGAAUGAAAUAAAGGUUACUCAUUGUUCUUUUGCAGCUCUAAUCCAAAUAUGCUUUAUAGAUUUUUUUUUUUGCAGAAGUUAAUGAGGUGAUGAAUUAAUAAUAUGAGUUAACUGCACCUGAGAUUUCUCUCCAGCAUAAGGAAAAUAAAAUAUAGAAACACUUUUAUGGUAAAGAAGUUGCCUCUUGGCAUUUGAACAAAUAACUCAGGCAGGUAAUCCAUUACGUCAGUCAUUUUCACUUUCACUUACUAUAAUUUUGUGUUAUAGUUGCUCGGGAUCAUUUUGAUCAUCAUUGAUAUAAUUAUUUUUGUUACUUCUUCUUUCCAAAUUUUACAUUGUUAUGAGCAGAAUCUGUUCAGAGCAGUUCGUAUUAUUGAGCCAGCAUAUAUUUUGCAUCAACCAGUAGAACAUAAAGUACCCAGUAUGGUAACAAUGUAUAGAAAGUCAUGUUUUAAAAGUUUGAUGACUUCAUAGUCAAGGUGAUUUUAAUUCACUUAAUAAAAGCAUAGUAACUAUAACAAGAGUUGAUAUUCAUUGUCAGAUAACAUCUUAAUACUGCUUUUCUGAUUUAGGGCAUCACAUUUUAAAAGAGGUUGAAUAGUUAUACUCCUGAGUGUACGUCAAUUAUGCUUCAAUAAAAAUUUUAAAAUAAAUAAAAGAGGUUAAAUCCCCUUUCAUUUAGAGCUACUGCUAGGCACAGUGAUCGCCGUGGUGGGGAAGGCUGGAGAAAUGGUCAAAAGAUGGACUCAGAUGCUUCUACUGGGAUGAGGCUGCACUAGGUUUGACAGAUCUAGCCAAGGCCUAGUCAGCAUGCCAAAGCAAGGCAAGGACAUGGCAGUGGAGAGCAGUUGGCAGGCAUUUCAGCAACCAGUUGGCAUGAGGGAGUUUCAGCAUGAAGUAGUUAAGAGUUUCUCUACCAGAAGAAGGACCC
Messenger RNA from Manis pentadactyla (Chinese pangolin), 3181 nucleotides. RefSeq names its product glycerophosphodiester phosphodiesterase domain containing 1 (gene GDPD1). The transcript has 10 exons. Gene Ontology annotation, molecular function: phosphatidylcholine lysophospholipase A1 activity; phosphoric diester hydrolase activity. The coding region runs from base 118 to 1062 and encodes 314 amino acids. Gene Ontology annotation, biological process: N-acylethanolamine metabolic process; glycerophospholipid catabolic process. The record is from RefSeq and is a predicted model, not a curated record. Gene Ontology annotation, cellular component: endoplasmic reticulum membrane. NCBI's taxonomy places the organism in Eukaryota, Metazoa, Chordata, Mammalia, Pholidota, Manidae.